Cooperia oncophora is the source of this 213-nucleotide messenger RNA. NCBI's taxonomy places the organism in Eukaryota, Metazoa, Nematoda, Chromadorea, Rhabditida, Trichostrongylidae. The record is from the annotation of a GenBank genome assembly.
GACCGACUGUUGAAGAGUUUCGAUUUCGAGUUUGGAUUUUGCAUCCCAAAUUCUAAAAAUACCUGUGAACACAUCUACGAGUUUCCUCAUCUCAGUCCUGAAUUAGUGAGAGAAAUGGUGGAAAGCCCAUACGAGACUCGCUCGGAUAGCUUCUAUUUCGUGGAUGACCAACUCAUAAUGCAUAACAAAGCUGAUUACUCUUACGACGGGUAA